AUGCUUGUCAAAGUCAUUUUCUUAUUUUUAUUGACAUAUCUUCUCAAAGUUGUAAUUGUACUUUGUCAUUCACUCUAUGGGCAAAGUUCUGCGGCUGGCGGCAGCUGUGGUGAAACUCUUUCCACACGAAUGGACCGGCACGUCUUCCAUAAACACAGAUUCUCAUCACGGGUUUUUGAAAGUCGGGCAAUCAGUACCCCGCUCGAAUGCUAUGCCAACUGUAUGAAAAGCUGUCGUUGUCUUUCCUACAACAUUUGCAAUGGCGGUAAAUUGUGCGAAUUGAAUUUCGAGACGAAAGCCAGCAAUGCCUCUCUUUAUAAACAGCAUGAAGAAUGUGAUUACUACGAAUACGAAUUUAGCAAACAGUCACCGUCAGGAGAAUGUUUUGAUCCAUGUUGUACAACAUCUAGCACUUGUUUAAAUGGCGGACGAUGCCAAGCCAGUUGUAUGAAAAACAAUAAAAGAUUCAAUUGUGAUUGCCCCGAUGGUUUCGGGGGCGACAAUUGUGACAUUGUUGCCACAAGCUGCGCCUCAUACACCCAGUCCUCAGACAAGACCCCUGGUCUUCGCACCAUCUACGGUCCAAACAACCAAAACUUUUCAGUAUUUUGUCAUUUCACUACCGAAUACGCUAUGACCUUGGUGAUGUCGUACUCCAGAAUUAGCAGUUCAAUCUAUCGAACUAGGGGCUUAGGAAAAGAUUAUCCAAGAAACGAGGAUAGGCAAAAUUGGGGAGACUACAGACUGUCUUUACCAAGGAUGAAAGGCAUUCGAGAUGAUGGAUCUACGCAUUGGAUAUUUACUUGCACCUACCCGGAACGUGGUGUGAGUGAUGUCGACUACCUACGCUCGAAAUUCUCCGAGACGGAUAUCAUUACCUUUAAAAGUGCUAGUGAAACACCGUGCACACAAAAGUUGGAGUAUGUCAACAUCAGAGGAAAGUCUUGUGAGGACUGCAGUGUUACACUUCUUCAAAGUGAUACAAUGAUAUUCUUUGUGAACGCAGCAAACAUCGACUGUGGAGGUCUAACAGGACUGGAUGAACCGAGUUGCCCGCCGGUAGCUGCAAAAUACUUUGGGUACUAUAACUGCCGAACAUACACACACAAAUGCAGUGAGAAAGAUGAUUCUACAACACAGUUAUGGUUCGCACAUUAUAUUGGCUGAGCCUGCAGUGACUCUGUGCAGCUCCUAAAACACACAUUGAUUUACCACGUUCUUAUAGCUAUCAAAUUACGUCGACAUAAUUUGAGCAAAGAGUAUAGUUAAAGAAGUUUAAAAUUGAUCUGGACUCUUCAUACGAUUUAAGUUAAUUAAUAUUACUAUAAAACUGUGUAUAUAUUCUGUUUUCAAUUUUCCAGUGAAAUGAACAACAACAUGCAUGUUAUACGACGAGCAAUUCAGCGUAUUAGCAAUUUUAGGCGUUUGGCUAUAAAAAAAACUUGAUCACCUUCGUCUUGGACUAUUUUUUACACAAAAGUUUACAAAUUGAUGCCUAUGGGCGACUAUUAUGACCACACACGGGUCUUUUUAUAGCGGAACUCU
Dendronephthya gigantea is the source of this 1545-nucleotide messenger RNA. RefSeq lists its product as uncharacterized. Gene Ontology annotation, molecular function: oligosaccharide binding. The record is from RefSeq and is a predicted model, not a curated record. The transcript has 3 exons. NCBI's taxonomy places the organism in Eukaryota, Metazoa, Cnidaria, Anthozoa, Malacalcyonacea, Nephtheidae. The coding region runs from base 1 to 1167 and encodes 388 amino acids.